Messenger RNA from Coregonus sp. 'balchen', 10123 nucleotides. The record is from the annotation of a GenBank genome assembly. NCBI's taxonomy places the organism in Eukaryota, Metazoa, Chordata, Actinopteri, Salmoniformes, Salmonidae.
AUGGUGAUGGUCGAGGCUGAGCACUUGGAGCGGUCAGAUGGAGCGCUGAAACGCAGGUAUGCCCGGAAUGGCUGAGAGAGGGGGAAAGAGGAGAGGAAGAAAGGAGGAUGCAGAGUGAUGAGUGGGCCUGUAUCUCCACAGGUCGUUUGAUGUAGGACAGUUUAGCCCUCUAUCCCAGGGACAGCGGCAGGUGAGGGACAGAAUGCCACGCAACAACAAUGGGCUGACUUACCAGCUAUUCUUCUAACUGGCUUUGCUCUUUCUAAGUUGUCUUUAGUCAGGUUGUCAAUACUAUUACGCCACUAUUCUUUAUUGCAUCAUUUCAUUGUGUGUGACAUGUUUGUGUGUGACAUGUGUGUGUGUGACGUGUGUGUGUGUGACGUGUGUGUGUGUGAUGUGUGUGUGUGAUGUGUGUGUGUGACAUGUGUGUGUGGUUUGUGCUUUAAUAGUGGUUGGAAAUCCUAACCAUUAUUUCCUUGCUAUACAACACACCAACAUACACACACACACACACCUGUCUCUCUGGGGGGCUUGUUAGCUCUACCAGCUUGUCUGUGCCCUUCUGCACCCAGCUGAGGAGAAUAUGAUUUAUAUGCUCUGGGAGAAGGGAUCGGGAGAGACAGGGCGCGAGAGACAGAGAGAGACAGAGAGAGAGACAGAGAGAGAGAGACAGAGACAGAGACAUACAGAGAGAGAGACAGAGAGAGAGACAGAGAGAGACAGAGAGAGAGACAGAGAGAGACAGAGAGAGACCGAGAGAGAGACCGAGAGAGAGACCGAGAGAGAGACAGAGAGAGACAGAGAGAGAGACCGAGAGAGAGACAGAGAGAGAGACAGAGAGAGAGAGACAGAGGGAGAGACAGAGAGAGAGACAGAGAGAGAGACAGAGAGAGACAGAGAGAGACAGAGAGACAGAGUGAUACAGAGAGAGGGAGAGGGAGAAAGAGAGAUGCAAAGAAGAAUUGCAGAGAAGAAGAGCUGGUACAGAGAGAAGGAGAGAGGGCCUGUUCCCAGGUAGAGAAAGAAGGGAGGAGGAGGAGGAGGAGGAGGAGGAGGAGGAGAGAGAAACUGUGGCAAGGUCCCUAGUACCCCUGGGGAGAGAGGGAGAGAAAAGAAGGGAGGGGUACUGAUACAGAAGAGGAACGAAAGGAAGGUGCUAGAUGGAGAGGUGUAGGAAAUGCAUGACAGGGGAGGGUAGAGGUGAAAGAGGAAAACAAAGAGAGCGAGGGAGGGAGGAGGGUAAAUAAGCGGGGAGGGAAAGAUGGAGGUAGAUAGAGGGAGAUAAACGGACAGAUACGGAGAGAGAUGGAGGGAUUCGAUUUUUCUUCCGCUGUGUGGAGGAAGUGGUAUGAAUCAAUGUUAUCUUCCUUUCUCAAUCACCCUUUCUUUAUCUACCUCUUAGAAUAGGAUGACGGUAGUCUGGUAACCUUAAUGAAGCAGAUGAUACAGAGAGAGAGAGAGGGAGAGAGAGAGAGAGAAAGGGCAUGCUAUCCAUAGAUUCCCAUAGCUGGAAAGCACUGGGAUGAAAUGCGAUACUCCACCCAUUGAGCAGGUGUAUUAAUCACAUUCGUGAAUGUUUUUUCAGCAAGUAUGACAUCUGAAACCAGACGUUUUUUGUUCCCAUAGAUUCAGCCUCUCUUUGGGUGGUAUGUAUGAUUCUGUGUGUGUGUGUGUGUGUGCACGUGUGUGUAUGAGUUAUACCUCAUCCUAACUCUCCUGUCUCCCUCUCUCUCCAGGCUGUGUGUGCAGUGGGGAUGUUUGAGCUGCAGAUCCGUCACUUCCAGAACCCCCAAGGUGUGCUGCAGAGUGGGGAGUGCUGUGACCUCCAGGCCACCGGGGGGCAGCGCUGCUCUCUCGGGGACCAGUGUGACACCUACUUCAAGGCCUGCCUCAAGGAGUACCAGGUCCGGGUCGUCCCCACCGGAGCCUGCACCUUCGGGGUGGGCAGCACCACCGUCCUGGGGGGCAACACCCAAUCCCUCCGUCAUCGAGGUCACGACGAAGGAGGAGGAGGUGAUGGCACUACAGGACACAUUGUCAUUCCCUUCAAAUACGCCUGGCCGGUGAGUACAGAAGUGUAACUACAAUGUGGUUACCAUGGUAAUAUGUUACGGUUCAAGUAGGUAACACUCACAGCGACCUGUGAAAGUGUUGACACUAGCUCUUAGCAUUCAGUCAAGCGGCUUUGGUACUAUUUGCACAAACUAGUAGCAGUUUUCUACUUGUCUGAACAUGGGCAUUGGGUGUGAUGCUGAGAUGAAUCUCUUUCUCCCUCCUUCUCCCUCUGUCUCUCUUUAUCUAUCACUUUCUCUCUCUCCUUCUAAACUCUUCCCUGUUGUGUUAUUGCAUCAUUAAAGCCUCUGAUAUCGCUCCUCUCUGUCUGACUUCGUGUAUCGACUUGUCUGUAUCUGUAUCAGAUAUGGAGUCCAGGCUGGCGGCUAUGACUCGUGUCUUCAUUAAAAAGCAGACCUAUUAAUCGCACAUUAGACCCAUCGAUAAUCCAAUUCUAUCUCUCUCCUCUUCAAUCCUCCACCCCCCUCUAUUCAACACCGCAUCUCCCGACCCAAACAAAACAGGAAGAGGGGAAAAUAGAAACAACAAAUGAAAGCAAAGAGGAAUUUUGAAGCCUUGAGGUUGAGUGGAGGCCUUGAGUGGGGAUAGAGAAGUCCAAGUCUGUUGGUUCUGGCUCACAUAGGUUUGUGUAUUGCUGCUGCUCACAAAUAUGUAGUUAUAUUUUACUGUUACUAAGCCCUGAGAUGUUCGCUAGGGGGGGUGAGGGAGGGUGGGAGGUUUGGAAGGAGACAGGGCAGACAUCUGGAGGGGGGGUGAAAGCUUUUAGCUGGUGGCAGAGAGGGACACUAAUGUUCUCAACGAGCCGAGUUCAACCCCCCAUUUCCAUCCCUUCAUUCCUUCCAUCCCUCCAUCAGCACCCAUUAGAAGUAGUUCCCUGGAUUUUUACUGUAAUUCAUGUCUGUUUGUCUGAGUCGUUUCAGGGCCAGAGCCACAGCGAGAAUCCCUUUUAAAGGACUUGGCACACGCAGGAUGACUGAUCCACAUUGUCUUCCUUCCUGAGACUGGAGCGCUUGUUUAUUUCUUAGUUUGCUGUCUCAAUGAGAGCAUUCCAUUUUUUAUUAUGGCCUGGAAUGCUUAGUUUCUGACCUCUCCGUGAGGUUGAAUGGUUAUUCAUAAUGAAAGUAUUAUAAUAAUGGGGAAUGAGAGCUGACGGUAUGGUUGUAAUUAUAUUCAAAUUGCCUAGUAAUAAUGUUUUUAAUAUUGUGCAAAGCCCUGGUGGAGAUUUAGAGGCAGACUGGGAAUAAGUCUUGUCAUGCUCACCAGCUGGCCUGGUGUUGGAGUGCACAGGUCUGUGUGUCCUAGCUUCAGGCAUCUGGAACACACAGAUGCGCGCGCACACAUACACCCGCAUCGCUUCUGUGUUUAUUUGCCUCAUAUUCAAUCGGUAUCAGUCCAUUCACCUGUGGAAGCGUGUGCGUCACUAAAGACCAUUAUCUGUGUGUUUGUGUUUGUUUUUAUACACUGUCAGUGUCUUUCCUCCAUGUUGGGGAGGUGUGUGAGUAGCAGGUAUGAGUGUGAGAAAAUUCUCCAGCAGAAAGUCUAUCUGGAUCAAUUUCAGUGCCAGGCCAUGGGGCAGGCUGGGCUGCAGGGGAGAGGAGAGGGGAGACAGCAUGAAUGCAUUUCUAUGGGGAGAGCUGCGGCUGAAAGACUCACAUUAUCUGGCCAUCUCUGGGAGGUAGGGGGGAAGCUGGGGGAAAUAGGGGGGAGACGGGUGGAGGCUCAGGCAGUAUUCUGAUCCCUCUGCCCCAGGUGAGGGGAUGAACAGGUGAGCACAGUCAUUAUGAGGAAAGGUGAGCUGCCUUUAUCUCCUGCCCUCGCGCUUUCUCUCCACUAAUCUAUUCAGGGAAAUGAGGGUGUGUGUGUAUGUGUGUGUGGCCUGUUUCUCUGCAUGUGCCUGUUGGUGUGUGUUGCACGUUUGUAUUUGCUUGUGUUUUGGGUGUGAAUAAUCUGCGUGUGUGUGUGUGUGUUUUUGUGAAUGUGUAUUAUAUUUCCCUAUUGUCUCCCAGCCCCUCACUGUCUGAUCAUAUGGACUGAAGGAUUUGGCUGCAGUUUGACCCCAAGUCCAGGGACAGCUAGCGGCCUGGUCUGGGAUGUUUUAGCUAAGGCGUUUCCGUUGAGAUAUAAAAUAUCAAAGCAUUUAGAACCAUGAGGUCAUUUCUCAAGUCUCACGGUCUCCUGUUGUUUCCACUCUCAUAUCUGAUUGGCGAAAGGGGGGACUGUGGGGAUUGUCAUUUUUUUUGUCUAUGUGGCAGAGGAAACUUACACAGUUUAUGAAUGAAUGGAAGGAGUGAAUAGGUGGUGCACCAGAAAGAGUUGCCAGGUAGCACUUAGACAAAGGUGCAUUAUAAUCGCUUUAAAGUCUUGUUCCUCUCAAAGAUCCGAAUGCUAUAGAAUCAUUACUCUAGAUCUGCGGUGCCUAACUUGAACCUUCGGGCUCUCAUUGACAUCAAUGUACAGUAUGAUUUACACUAAACUGUUUAAGUGUCCUGCUUUGCAUUCUCCUCUAACAACGUUUUCCAUCGUGCUGUUGUUGCCUUGGGCUAGCUUUAGAGGAAGGGUUUGGGCUUAGUCUUUUGUUAAGAGUCCUGUAACAAAUGACUUUGUGAUAGGCACUAAACAAAUACCAUUGAAGAGAACUGAAUGGGCUGUGGUCCUCAUCUCUUGAUCUUAGGUCAGUCAUUCAUAAUCCUGACCUCAAGUGUUAAGCCCCUAAAUCUGAUCCUAGGUUAGGUUCACUGCCAGAGGGAGAGAGCUCUCAACUGGUGGGACUCACGUUACUGCUGACUGUGUGUGUGUGUGUGUGUGUGUGUGUGUGUGUGUGUGUGUGUGGUGCGGUGUGUGUGUUUCGGUAACCACAUCAUCAUCUAUAAUAAUUUAUUUUUCACUCUCUUUCAUUUCUUUUCAUUCAUCAUUCGCUUCCACCACUUGCCUUAUUUGUUCAUAAAGUUUAUUUAAAAAGACAUGCUUGUACAGUAUUGUGUUGUGUUGUAUGUUCAGGUUGUAGAGUGAAAAACCUUCAAUGCCGCACAUACUGUUUAUAAGACUAACCUCGUGAAUAUAGGCCAGUCUUGUGAGGGCAGUAGUACCAGGAACCAUCAGCAGUCAAAGGUCAGAGUUGAAGUGUGUCUCAUAAUUCCCAAACUAGGGUUUUCAGGGUUGUCACUAGAUGGCCAUGCUAGAAUGGACAAAAGAGGCAAUAUCCACAGAACUGUUGAGGAAGGACCACUAUUUGUUCUCUAUUAAUUAACUAAGGGUUAGUCAUUUUUUUGAUUAGGAAAGCAUCAUACUUCCAUCCUCUCUAGCAUGACCUUACUGACCUCUGUUCUCUCUGUGACAACUGGGUUUCCAGGAACAACUGAAAGGGCCCUGCUUUCAAACAUGCAAAGUAGAGGGAUUAUGCAAAUGUAAUUCAGCCAGUACUCUACUGUGUUCUAGGUUGGUUCUAAUAUGAUCUACUACACACAGACGCACAUACACACACACACACACACACACACACACACACACACACACACACACACACACACACACACACACACACACACACACACACACACACUGUGGGUUUACCUGUGCAUUUGUGUUGUGUGGGAGUCAGGCUGGCCCAGUCACCAGGGGAUAUGGGAGGAGAGACGAGGACAGAGAGCACACUUAGAACAUUCUUUCAUUUGGGUCGCUCCCUCUUUCACUCGUCUUCUCUACUCCUCCUUUGUGCUUUCCUCUCCUUUGUCCAUCGAUGACUCUCCCAUACACACUCACCUGUGGGCUGACAUUGGACACACACACACACACACAAUCCUGUCUCUAUCACGACUCGGGAUAUGACCCAGAUGCAGACACAGGAGGCGGAUAGAACAGUUCUCAGAUAAUGUAUUAUAAACAUGGGGCAGGCGAAGGGCAGGUCGAGGACAGGCAGAGGUUCGUGAUCAGGUCAGAGUCAGGCAGGUACAGGACGGCAGGCAGGCUCGGGGUCAGGGCAGGCAGAAUGGUCAGAACCGUGAAAAUUAGGAAACAGAACUUGAGAAACAGGAAGAUGGGAAAGCACGCUGCAAGACAAGAUGAACUGGCAACAGAGAAACAGAGAACACAGGUAUAAAUACACAGGGGAUAAUGGGGAAGAUGGGCGACACCUGGAGGGGGGUGGAGACAAGCACAAAGACAGGUGAAACAGAUCAGGGUGUGACAGUCUCACCCUCUCAUACUCCCAUACUGUAUAUGCUUCUAAAGGCACACAGCACAGGAGCGCAGGCACAAAUCGACUGACACCCAUACUGUAAAUUAGCUCACACACAGUGUAUCAUGACACGCAAAGAAAGUGAAUUCCAUCAGGGAUUGAGCCUUGUGUUUUUUAGAGAUAGGUUAAUAACCUGGAGGACACAAGUCUCUCUAGGGAGGCAGCCUUUUAAUGAUUUAAUUUGUGUGCAAAUUGGAUUGAAAUGGGAGUUUCUUUAUUAGGAGGGGGAAGCAGAUUUUCACAAUCACCUUGGAGAUCCUGUAGGGACCGUGUGUGGAGUGUGUGUGUGUGUGUGUGCGUGCGUUCAUCUGAGUACACUGUGUUUGAAGAAGUGCAUGGGCACACAGCUUUGUAAGUAGUUGAGCAGGUGUAAUUACAGAAGUCUAUUGACUCCUCACCCAGCUCCCUCUAGCACUCCCCCCACCCAAUCUCUCAGUUUCUCUACCUUUACUACUCUAUCCUCCAUCCCCUGUGUCCACCCCCUCCGAAAGUCACUCAUCUGUCAACACUCUCCCACACACUUUAUCCUUCUCCCCCUCUCUCUCUCCUCUCUCUCUCUCUCUCUCUCUCUCUCCUCUCCUCUCUCUCUCUCUCUCUCUCUCUCUCUCUCUCUCUCUCUCUCUCUCUCUGUAACAUUCUCACUCAUCAUUAUUCACGAUUCAUUCAUCACUAUCCGUAAUCAUGGUAGCAUCCACAUUAAGUGUUUAGAAACAUACAUUAUUUUCCAUUAAUUUCUGUUGGGCACAAAAUUAUUUAAAACACAACCACAUCCAACAAGUUUGUAGAGUCACAAGCUUGAUAUAAUCAUUGUGUUUUAUUUAACCUUUAUUUAACUAGGCAAGUCAGUUAAGAACAAAUUCUUAUUUACAAUGACAGCCUAACCCGGAUGACGCUGGGCCAAUUGUGCACCACCCUAUGGGACUCCCAAUCACGGCCAGUUGUGAUACAGCCUGGAAUUGAACCAGGUGGUCUGUAGUGACGCCUCAAGCACUGAGAUACAGUGCCUUAGACCGCUGCGCCACUCGGGUGCUAGGGAUAUGGGACCAAAUACUAAACAUUUGACUACUUUAAUACACAUAUACACUACUGGUCAAAGGUUUUAGAACAUCUACUCAUUCAAGGGUUUUCCUUUAUUUUUACUAUUUUCUACAUUCCCAGUGGAACGCUUUCGACUCCUUGAAGUCCAUGCCCCGACGAAUUGAGGCUGUUCUGAGGGCAAAAUGAGGUGCAACUCAAUAUUAGGAAGGUGUUGCUAAUGUUUUGUACACUCAGUGUGUGUAUAUACAGUACCAGUCAAAGGUUUGGACACACCUACUCAUUCCAUGGUUUUUUCUUUAUUUAUACUAUUUUCUACAUUGUAGAAUAAUAGUGAAGACAUCAAAUCUAUGAAAUAACACAUAUGGAAUCAUGUAGUGACCAAAAAAGUAUUAAACAAAUCUAAAUAUAUUUUAUAUUUGAGAAUCUUCAAAUAUCCACCCUUUGCCUUGAUGACAGCUUUGCACACUCUUGGCAUUCUCUCAACCAGCUUCACCUGAAAUGCUUUUCCAACGGUUUUGAAGGAGUUCCCACAUAUGCUGAGCACUUGGCUGCUUUUCCUUCACUCUGCGGUCCGACUCAUUCCAAACCAUCUCAAUUUGGUUGAGGUUUGGGGAUUGUGGAGGCCAUGUCAUCUGAUGCAGCUCUCCAUCACUCUCCUUCUUGGUAAAAUAGCCCUUACACAGCCUGGAGGUGUGUUGGGUCAUUGUCCUGUAGAAAAACAAAUGAUAGUCCCACUAAGCCCAAACCAGAUGGGAUGGCGUAUCGCUGCAGAAAGUGUGCCUUGAAUUCUAAAUAUCACAGACAGUGUCACCAGCAAAGCACCACCACACCAUAACACCUCCUCCUCCAUGCUUUACAGUGGGAAAUAAACAUGCAGAGAUCAUCCGUUCACCCACAACCGCAUCUCACAAAGACACAGCGGUUGGAAUCAAAAAUCUCAAAUUUGGACUCCAGACCAAAGGACUCAUUUCCACCGGUCUAAUGUCCGUUGCUCAUUUUUCUUGGCCCAAGCAAGUCUCUUCUUCUUAUUGGUGUCCUUUAGGAGUGGAUUCUUUGCAGCAAUUAGACCAUGAAGGCCUGAUUCACACAGUCUCCUCUGAACAGUUGAUGUUGAGAUGUGUCUGUUACUUGAACUCUGUGAAGCAUUUAUUUGGACUGCAAUUUCUGAGGCUGGUAUCUCUAAUGAACUUAUCCUCUGCAGCAGAGGUAACUCUGGGUCUUCCAUUCCUGUGGUGGUCCUCAUGAGAGCCAGUUUCAUCAUAGUGCUUGAUGGUUUUUGCGACUGCACUUGAAGAAACUUUCAAAGUUCUUGAAAUGUUCUGUAUUGACUGACCUUCAUGUCUUAAAGUAAUGAUGGACUGUCGUUUCUCUUUGCUUAUUUGAGCUGUUCUUACCAUAGUAUGGACUUGGUCUUUUACCAAAUAGGGCUAUCAUCUGUAUACCCUACUACCUUGUCACAACACAACUGUUUGGCUCAAACGCAUUAAGAAGGAAAGAAAUUCCACAAAUUAACUUUUAAGAAGGCCCACCUGUUAAUUGAAAUGCAUUCCAGGUGACUACCUGAUGAAGCUGGUUGAGAGAAUGCCAAGAUUGUGCAAAGCUGUCAUCAAGGCAAAGGGUGGCUAUUUGAAGAAUCUCAAAUAUAAAAUAUGUUUUGAUUUGUUAAACACUUUUCUGGUUACUACAUGAUUCCAUAUGUGUUAUUUCAUAGUUUUGAUGUCUUCACUAUUAUUCUACAAUGUAGAAAUAGGAAAAAUAGAGAAAACCCCUUCAAUGAGUAGGUGUUCUAAAACUUUUGACCGGUAGUGUAAGUGAAUUUGUCCCAAUACUUUUGGUCUCCUAAAAUGGUGGACUAUGUACAAAAAGUGCUGUAAUUCUUAUACGGUUCACCUGGUAUGGAUGAAAAUACCUUCAAAUUAAAGCUGACAAUCUGCACUUUAAUCACAUAGCCGUUCUAUCAUUUAAAAUCCAAAGUGCUGGAGUACAGAACCAAAACAGCAAAACAAAAUUCACUGUCCCAAUACUUUUUGAGCUCACUGUAGCUUCCUUUGCUAUGGGAAUUAGAUGUAGCAGGGAAUAUCAGUCAUACUACUAAUGGUUUUCCUUGGGGUAUCCCUGUUCAGGGACACAGUGAAUGGUGUGUAGUGAACUGGAUAAACCCCUGGGUCCCAAGUGUAGUUCCCUGUCUCUUCUAUGUCAUCCUCCAAGUCCUUUCCUUCUUUUUAAUCUCACUAUGGCAUCGUGGGAGCCACGGUCUCUAACUACUACUCAUUAUUAACACAUGAACACUGCUCUCAUUCCGUUCUGCUGUCUAUCUGUGGGUGAUUGACUCACUUACCUGACAUCUCAUCUCUGGGAAAAGAGAGUGUGGACCUGUGUGGGGUGUGUCCUUGUGGGUAACUUUUGAGAGGCCAUCCAGUGACCACACACACACACACACACACCCAUCCCCAUACCUACUUUCUCACUCGCCGUGCCUCACACUAAACACACAAGUGUGGAUGUUUAGCAGCCAGUGACCAGACAAGGUAAUUUCCUGCGGAAGCCGGAGGGGGCGUCUCGCUGUGGGCCGGGGAGGCGAGGCAAGAUGGGGGGAGAGAUGGGGAGUCAGGGAGGGAACAUGCCAUGCCGCGACGGCUCUGUUGUUUCAGAGCAUUUGAAGUAGCCUGGAAUCACAUACCUUUGUCAAGCCAAUUAACCACCUAAGAAUGUGACUCAAAGACAGAGAGGGAGGAGGAGGAGGAGGAGGAGGAGGAGGAGGGGAGGAAUGGGGGAUGA